Molecule: messenger RNA, 2728 nt
Organism: Apis mellifera (honey bee)
Lineage: Eukaryota; Metazoa; Arthropoda; Insecta; Hymenoptera; Apidae
Gene: Lerp
Product: cation-independent mannose-6-phosphate receptor
Exons: 16
Coding region: 159-2663 (834 amino acids)
Biological process (GO): lysosomal transport
Cellular component (GO): trans-Golgi network
Molecular function (GO): D-mannose binding; signaling receptor activity
Source: RefSeq, a predicted model, not a curated record
UAUUCAGAUAAAGCAAUUUGGAUAAUUCGUUUGUAUUUAUCUUUGAGUGAUAAUCAUUUAGUUUUCAAGAAAAGUUUAAUAGUGAAAAAUAUUGUUAUGUAUGUUAAUACGCUAAAUAUUUACAAUGUAAUUAAUUCACAGUUAAAUAAAGAAAAGAAAUGUACAAGUUAAAUAUUUUAUUGUUUUUUUACUAUUUUGCAAUUGUUACUGUUUUUGCUAAUACAUCAGCAGUGAAUGAUAGUUUUUGCAUAAUUCAUGAACCUGUUUUGAGUCUUUUUUCUUAUAACUUUACAAACCUUAUAAAUUCUACAAAAGAUGUUGUUUUAAAUUUCUUCAAUAUAACUAUUCGAUUACAACUAUGCUCUCCAUUAAAAGAAAAAUGCAAUGGAAAAGAUGGAUAUGGAGUUUGUUUAUUAAAAAACAAAGAAGAAAAAGGAAUAGGAAAAAUGCCUCCAACAGUAAAUAUAACUCAGGGGAGAAUAUCAUUUAUAUUCACAGGUGAUGAUUGUACAUCUAAAGUAAAAUAUAUUGUAAAUAUUAUUAUGAAAUGUGAUUAUAAAGCUGAAAAUUCUUAUCCUGAAAUAUUUCCUAAUACAUUAAAAACAUGUAAUAUAUUCAUGAUAUGGAAAACUCAUCUUGCUUGUGGACCUCGAAUUAAAAAAAAUUGUACAGUAAUAAAUAAUGGUUUACACUAUGAUCUAUCACCUUUAACAACUUAUUCACAAAAUUAUAUUAUUUUAAUGGAUAAUAAAACAUCUUCAAAGAUUAUAUUAAAUGUUUGUCAUUCUGUAAUAUUUGAAUAUAAUGCUUUAUGCCAAUCAACUUCAGGAGCCUGUUUACAAAAUUCAUCACAAAUUGGAUAUGUGAACUUAGGUGAUGUUCAAUCUCCAACCAUAACAGAUGGAAAACUUAUGCUUGAAUAUCAAGAUGGGGAUUUGUGUAAAGUGAAAAAUAUUACAAUGCCACAUAUUAAAACUACUAUUUCUUUUAUAUGUGAUUUUGAAGCUAUGGAUACAUUUCCAGAAUAUAUUGGAGGCAGUGAAGAAUGUCAUUAUCAAAUAAUAUGGAAAACUAGAGCAGCUUGCAGUAUAGAAUUUCUACGCAAUAGUAGUAUAGCUACUGCUGGGAAAUGUACAGUGAAUAAUCCUCUUACAAAUUUUACAUAUGAUUUACGAUCUUUAAUGAGUAAAAAUUUUACAAUAACAAAGAAUGACAUACAAUAUAAAUUUAAAAUAUGUGAAUCACUUGUAGAUAAUUCAUGUGUAACAGGAACAGGAAUUUGUCUUUCUAAUAAUAAUAAAUCUAUGGGAAUAUCUAUGGGGAAAGCUAAUACAAAUUUAAUAUGGGAAGAAGGUGGACCAUAUUUAAAUUAUACAGAUGGAGAUUUAUGUGAAAAUGGACGACGACGUUAUACAAUUAUUGCAUUUUUUUGUGGGCCAGAAGGAUCUCCAAAUGAACCACUUAUUAUGGAACAAAAUACUUGCCAAUUAAUUAUACAUUGGAAUACUAAUUUAGUUUGUGAGCAAAGGAUAAAAUGUGCUACAGAUGACAAUGAAAUAAAUUUAAGUUCAUUGAUAAAGUCUACUGAUAAUUAUAUUAUAAAAGUAAAUAAAACUGAAUUUCAUAUAAAUAUAUGUAGACCAUUAGUUCCUGUAUCUGGAUUAACAUGUAUACAUGGCAGUGCAAUUUGCAAAACUUCAUUAAAUUCGAAUAAUGAAUAUAUAAAUGAAACUAGUUUAGGAUUGUCAAAAGAAAGCCCUAUGUUAAAUAAAAAUCAUGAAACUGUAUUACAUUAUGUUGAUGGAUCAAUAUGUCCUGAAAAUUCAAAAAAAUUAAUUUCUUCAAAUUUUACAUUUCCAUGUUAUAAUAAUGAUAAGGGACUUCCAGAAUUUAAGAAAUAUGAAGAUUGUACUUACAUUUUUGAAUGGAAAACAAGUAUAACAUGUGGAGCUGCAAUGGGAAAUUGGAUCUCUCCUUGUAUCGUAAAAGAUCAAUUAUUUUCACAUGAAUGCAACUUAUCUUUAUUACAUAAAAAUGAAAAAGUAUAUUAUGUAAAGAAUAAACAAGGAAAAGAAUAUAGUAUAAAUAUAUGCGGCGAGGAAAAAGUCUGUGAUAAUUCUGCUGUAUGUCAAGGAAAUAAUGAAUAUGGAUCACUAGCAAAUGUAAUUUUUGAUUAUGGCAGAAAUGUUAUAAAACUUCAGUACUCUAAUGGUAGUAAAUGUGUAAAUGGUUUUUAUACAUCUGAAGUAUGGUUUAUAUGUAACAAAUCUAUAGGAAUUGGCACACCAAAAUUAUUAUGGGAAUCGGAAUGCAGUGCAAAAUUUGAAUGGUAUACAAAUGUUACAUGUUCCUGUCAAUCGAGCUCUCAGCAACCCACAAUUCCUUCAAAUGCACAUGAUGUUCAAAACUUUUCUCCUAGUCAUACUGGUAUCGUGGCAGUCAUUGUGUUGAGUGUUAUUGCUUUAAUAAUAGCACUAUUUUAUUUUCGAAAUCCAGAUAAAAGAGCGUGUUUGCGCUCAUGUAUCAAUCCAUUUUCUUCAAGAAGAGGCAAUAGUCGUGUCCAAUAUUGCAGAGUUGAUACUACGGAAGAAGCUCGUCUUCUGCUCGAUGUUGAUGCCACGCAAUGUCAAACUGAUAGCGAUGAUGAUCUUUUGAAUGCAUAGUCAUUUGUUGUUGUCUUUUAUAUAUCUAUUUUAUCUAAGUUCAAAAUAUACGAAUAACAUUUUUA